GCUUAGUACAAGGUAAAUUGCAUCAGAUUCUCACUAUCUGGAGCACUAAACCAGUCCACUGAUGCAGAGCAACAAACACCCUUCACCUCUGAAGACUACAAGGCAGCAAGAAGAGAUUCUCCCAGAAAAAGUGUUUAAGUGAUAACUGGGUAUCUUGUUAGCAGAACAGAAAUGAAUAACUCAACGUACAUAAACUCUUCCACUGAAAAUGUGAUGGCUUUGGAAAGCCCCUAUAAAACUGUUGAGGUGGUCUUCAUCGUCCUGGUAGCAGGGUCUCUCAGUCUAGUCACCAUAAUUGGGAACAUCCUGGUCAUGGUGUCGAUCAAAGUCAACAGGCACCUCCAGACUGUGAACAACUAUUUCCUGUUCAGUUUGGCCUGCGCUGACUUGAUCAUCGGCAUCUUUUCAAUGAACCUGUACACCCUCUACACUGUGAUAGGCUACUGGCCCUUGGGGCCUGUGGUGUGUGACCUCUGGCUGGCUCUCGACUACGUGGCCAGCAAUGCCUCUGUAAUGAACCUCCUCAUUAUCAGCUUUGACAGAUACUUUUGUGUCACCAAGCCUCUGACGUACCCUGUGAAGCGGACCACUAAGAUGGCAGGCAUGAUGAUUGCAGCUGCCUGGGUUCUGUCCUUCAUCCUUUGGGCCCCUGCAAUUCUCUUCUGGCAAUUCAUUGUGGGAGGAAGGACUGUCCCAGAUGGGGACUGCUACAUCCAGUUUUUUUCCAACCCUGCUGUCACUUUUGGCACUGCCAUUGCAGCCUUCUAUUUGCCUGUUAUCAUCAUGACUGUCCUUUACUGGCAAAUCUCUCGAGCCAGUAAGAGUAGGAUAAAGAAGGCGAAAAAGGAAGCUGCACAAAACCAAGAUACAGUUUCCCCAAGCCUUGUCCAAGGUAAAAUAGUGAAACCAAACAAUAACAACAUCCCGACCAGCGGAGACGGGUUGGAGCACAGCAAAAUUCAGAAUGGAAAACCCAGUGAGGAGACUGUGACUGAUAACUGUGUUCAAGCAGAGAAGGAGAGCUCCAAUGACUCCACCUCUGUCAGUGUGGUCGCUUCCAACUUGAAAGAGGAUGAAGCUACCAAAGAUGCCAGACAGGCUUCUGCCUCCCAAGACCAUCUCAAAGCAGAGAACUCCAAGCUGACAUGCAUCAGGAUAGUCACAAAGUCCCCAAAGGGAGACUGCUGUGCCCCUACCAACACCACCGUGGAGAUCGUAGGCACGAAUGGGGAGGAGAAGCAGAAUAGUGUAGCCCGGAAAAUAGUCAAGAUGACAAAGCAGCCAGCCAAAAAGAAACCACCCCCCUCUAGAGAGAAAAAAGUGACAAGGACUAUUUUAGCCAUCCUUCUGGCCUUCAUCAUCACCUGGACCCCAUACAAUGUGAUGGUGCUCAUCAACAGCUUCUGUACAUCCUGCAUCCCUAACACUGUAUGGACCAUAGGCUACUGGCUCUGUUAUAUCAACAGCACCAUCAACCCUGCUUGUUAUGCGCUCUGCAAUGCUACCUUCAAGAAGACCUUUAAGCACCUUCUUAUGUGUCAUUACAAGAAUAUAGGAGCUACAAGGUAAAAAUAAAAAUAAUUAUGGAAAGGGUAAAGAAGUUCUAAAUUAAGUUAAAAACCCAUGAUGCUACAGCACUUUAUGCUCUUCUAUGGAAUGUGCAAUCCAGGAUGCUAGUGGAAAUACUGACACAGGGCAUCAGCUCUACCCCUGAGAACUACACUUGAAAGCAUUUUUUUAAUAAUUGAAAACAAAUCUUUAGGACGUGGGGAUGUUUGAGAAAUUGUUCAAGGAUGUGAACUGGAGGCAUAGUUCCUUACUUUCUGAGAGUAUUCUGCAGAAGGGCUUUAGAGUCUACGAUUUUUGGUCAUUCUAUGUAAAAUACUUGUUCUUCUUUUUUCUUUCCUUUUUAUUUUUCUUUUCCCCUGUAUCCGUUUAACACAUCUUCAUCUAGGGAAAAAAAAAAGAGGAAUUUUAAUAAUAACUGUGUGGAAGAAGCAUAGGAAUAUAGAAGAUCAUUGCAUAAUCCAAAUGCAUCAUGGCAGAAAUUUUCUAAAGUUUAAAGUUGUCUAACAGUUUUUUGCCACUGUCAUGUAAGAAGCUUGAUGUUGGGUACAUCGUGAUGAAAGUUAUGUUGUUUAUGACACCAUCAUUUCCAAAACUGCAUCAAUUCUGCAAGUGUACUUAUGCUCAACACGUAAUCAUUGCCUAACUUGUAUAUCAUUCAAAGUCUGCAGCUUGUCCCAUUCUACAGGCUUUUGUUCUGUGACUACUUCAUCAUGUCAGGAUGAAAGUGCAACGAUGUGGUCUCGUCCAGAUUGCUACAUCCCAAGACUACUUCAGCAUCCAUGUAAACCAAAGCUUUUGAGACAAUUCUGUUCACUUUGUUUGUCACAUAAUAUCAACGUGUGGAUUUGUCUUUUACCUCCAUCAGCCCUUUCUUCCUGUUUGCACCUUACUUGUCCAGGGCACAAAGACUGAAUAUCAAAAGUUGUAAAUUCAAAGGUCUCAUACAAUCAGCCACCAUGGUGGUCAGACAAAGGGUCUCAGCUGAAGAAUAGAAAAGAGGUUGUUACUAGGAAAAUGGAGCUUACGUCCUUUUAAAGUUGGAUGUACCAAUUAAGAGGUAUGUUGAGGCUUCACAGAAUGAAUAGAUAAUAUUAGAUCACCAUGUUCUUGACCCAUCAAAAGAUGAUUAUGAUGAAUAUACUGAGGAAAAGAAAAAGAGUGAUAUACCCACAGUGUCCAAGUUCUGGCUAAGCGCUUAGUGUGAGACUGAGGUCCUUCCUGGAUGUAUCCUGGAGAAGAUGUUACUUUCUGGAAAAGGUGUUAUCUAAAUUGCCUUUUACCUCCUUCUUAGUAACUAACUUCCAGGCACUAGUGAAGGUAUAUUUACAGAUUUUGUUACUCAAAAAACAUGGUCAGUGUCCUGAGAGUCUGUCUUCAGGAGUGAAAGCCACCCACCAAAUAAGACACCAAAUCAUUCUAUUAUUUCAUGCUACCACAUUAAAGUCUUCCAAAAUGCAUUUCAAAACAGCAGCCUCCAAGAUUACAGAGCAAUUAAUCUUACAGAUUUAAGUUUUGCAUUUGACAAGCUUAUUGGAACACAGUGUCAAAGCACUUUGGCAAUAUGACAAUUUUCAUGUUUUGUAGUACAAGUUCCCAGCAGAAAGUGAAAAUGAGGAGGAUUAAACCGCAGUAAAUUAAGGCCAUGCUAAACUCGGGAUUAAUGUGUCUUAGUAUGCAGUCAUUGAUUUUAUACCUCUAGUGAUUUCAUCCUAGUAUAACUAAGUGUCUCCAUAUAGCCCAAGGAUCUAAUUUUGCAACCCUCACUUGCCUUGAGUCACGUUUACUAUCACUAUUUUCAUCUUCCUGCUUGUAAGGAAGAAUAACUCAAUGAAAAAGCUUUCUACUUGCCUUUCAAAACUACAUUCAUUAGGUUUAUCUUGACAGGUCAAAGGAAAGACUUAAACUAUCAUGUCUAGGUUAUUCAUUCUCUUACAAUGUUAAAAAAAUCCAAAUAAAAAACAAAGAUAAAA
Neopelma chrysocephalum (saffron-crested tyrant-manakin) is the source of this 3539-nucleotide messenger RNA. It is a transcript of the gene CHRM2, whose product is annotated as cholinergic receptor muscarinic 2. Gene Ontology annotation, biological process: regulation of heart contraction; adenylate cyclase-activating adrenergic receptor signaling pathway. The record is from RefSeq and is a predicted model, not a curated record. NCBI's taxonomy places the organism in Eukaryota, Metazoa, Chordata, Aves, Passeriformes, Pipridae. Gene Ontology annotation, molecular function: G protein-coupled acetylcholine receptor activity. Gene Ontology annotation, cellular component: plasma membrane. Bases 172 to 1569 code for a protein of 465 amino acids. The transcript is spliced from 2 exons.